AUGACCUCCACCCUCACAGCCCUGCUCUGCUUUGGGCUGAGUCUGAGCCUCAGGACCCAUGUGCAAGCAGAAACUCUCUCCAAACCCAUCAUCUGGGCUGAACCAGACUCUUUGAUAACCCGAGGGAGCCCUGUGACCAUCUGGUGUCAGGGAACACUGGAUGCCCAGGAAUACCUACUGCGUGCACAGGGAAUGUUCUGGGACAAACAGAAACCACUGGAUCCUGGGAACAAGGCCAUGUUCAACAUUAAAUAUAUGACAGAGCACUAUGUGAGGGGAUACAGCUGUAACUAUCACACCCCUGCUGGAUGGUCAGACUACAGUGACAUACUGGAGCUGGUGGUGGCAGGAGUCUUCAGCAAACCCACCCUCUCAGCCCUGCCAAGCCCUGUGGUGACCUCAGGGGAGAAUGUGACCCUUCAGUGUGGGUCUGAGGGACUUAGCAAGUUUACUUUGAUUAAGGAAGGAGAACCAAAGCUCUCCUGGACACGGGAAUCACAGUCUCUCUCCAAUGGGCAGUUUCAGGCCCUGUUCCCUGUGGGCCCUGUGAUUCCUGGGCACAGGUGGACGUUCAGAUGCUAUGGCUAUUACAGAAACUUACCCCAUGUAUGGUCAGAGCCCAGUGACCCCCUGGAGCUCCUGAUCUCAGGAGCACCUGAUACCACCAGCCCCUCACAGAACAAGUCAGACUCUGAAACUGCCCCAUGCCCCCGGGAUCACACCAUGGAGAAUCUCAUCCGCAUGGGCAUCGCUGGCUUGAUCUUGGUGGCCCUGGGAAUUCUGCUGUUUCAUAAGUGGCAUGGUCAGAGAAGCUCCCAAGACGUCACCAGGAGUUUCCCCAGAGACAUCCCCACUUGGUAUCACCACACUGAUUACUGUUAUUCUACUCUCCAACUCCAUGAAUUACGCCCAGCUGGACUGGACAUUUAUUUUGACAACUUUGGCCGUGACAUCAGUGAUAAAGUGAUAAGAACCCUCCCCAAACCCAUCAUCUGGGCUGAACCAGACUCUGUGAUAACCCGGGAGAGCCCUGUGACCAUCUGGUGUCAGGGGACACUGGAUGCCCAGGAAUACAUAUUGUGUGCACCAGGAAGGUUCUGGGACGAACAGAAACCACUGGAUCCUCCAAACAAGGCCAGGUUCAACAUUGAAUAUAUGACAGAGCACUAUGCAAUGGGAUAUCACUGUUACUAUCGAAGUCCUGCUGGAUGGUCAGACCCCAGUGACAUACUGGAGCUGGUGGUGGCAGGAGUCUUCAGCAAACCCACCCUCUCAGCCCUGCCAAGCCCUGUGGUGACCUCAGGGGAGAAUGUGACCCUUCAGUGUGGGUCUGAGGGACUUGGCAAGUUUACUUUGAUCAAGGAAGGAGAACCAAAGCUCUCCUGGACACUGGACUCACAGCCUCUCUCCAAUGGGCAGUUUCAGGCCCUGUUCCCUGUGGGCCCUGUGAUUCCUGGGCACAGGUGGACGUUCAGAUGCUAUGGCUAUUACGGGAACUUACCCCAUGUAUGGUCAGAGCCCAGUGACCCCCUGGAGCUCCUGAUCUCAGGUGUGUCUAAGAAGCCCUCCCUCCUCACCCUGCAUGGCUCUGUCCUGGCCCCUGGACAGAACCUGACCCUCCAGUGUCAUUCUGACGUCGGCUACAACAGAUUUGCUCUGUCCCAGGAUGAAGGACAUGUCCUCACCCAGCACCCUGGAGAACAGCCCCAGGCUGGGCUCUCUCAGGCCGACUUCCCCCUGGGCCCUGUGAAUGGCUCCCACAGGGGUCAGUACAGAUGCUACGGUGGAUACAACCACUCCUCAGAGUGGUCAGCCCCCAGUGACCCCCUGGACAUCCUGAUCUCAGGAAAUCUCUCUCACAAACCCUCCCUCUCAGUGCAGCCGGGUUCCAGGGUGGCUUCAGGAGAGGAUGUGACCCUGCGUCAGUCACUGAGCCCAAUGGACACUUUCCUUCUGACCAAGGAGGGAGUAGCCAAUUGCCCCCUGCAUCUCAGAUCAAAGUCUACAUCUGGGCAGUUCCUGGCUGAAUUCUCCAUGAGUUCUGUGACAUCAGCCCACAAGGGGACCUACAGGUGCUAUGGCUCACACAGCUCUUCUCCCUACCUAUUGUCACUGCCCAAUGAACCCAUGGAGCUCAUGGCCUCAGCCCCACACACCAAGGAUCACACUGUGGAGAAUCUCAUCCGCAUGGGCACGGCUGUCUUGAUCCUGGUGGCCCUGGGGAUUCUGCUAUUUCGGGAGUGGCCUGGCCAGAGAAGCCCCCAAGAUGUCACCAGGAAUUAACUCUAGAGAUAGCCAAGCACCAUCCAGAGUGGAAGAAGCUUGGAGAUAACUCUGAUGCUCCCAGAAGAUUCUGAAAUAAAAUCUAGGGCAUGUGCUAUCAGGACUGU
Molecule: messenger RNA, 2390 nt
Organism: Otolemur garnettii (small-eared galago)
Lineage: Eukaryota; Metazoa; Chordata; Mammalia; Primates; Galagidae
Product: leukocyte immunoglobulin-like receptor subfamily A member 6
Biological process (GO): cytokine-mediated signaling pathway
Molecular function (GO): inhibitory MHC class I receptor activity
Source: RefSeq, a predicted model, not a curated record